UCAGCCCCAAAAAACGCCAGUGAUGAGUUUGCGUCAGUCAAGUUAUACAAGUUUCAUCACAAAGCCGGUACCAUCACAAAUGAGACGUAAGCAGUUGCAAAAUGGCCGUCGCAGCUACAGGACGUUGCUCCUUUAUUGUUUUAUUAUUUAUAUCACAAAUUGUCAAUUCGCAAAAUGAAUACAAAAUUCCCGAUGUCACCAUACAAGCAUUAAGCCCAAAAGGAAUACGGAUCUUUAUUCCAGAUAAUUCAAAAUUAAGUUUAUUUGCUUUCAACGGAAAAAUAAACAAACCGAUAAGUCAGAACGAUGUUGGUGAAAUUUCUGCUGAAAUUACUGCACCGAAGAACGGCAUGUGGAUUUACGAAGAUCCUCAUUUAGAACUUAAAGUUGGCGACGUUAUCAAUUAUUAUGUAUUCGUUGUUUACGAUCGGGCAGGAUACGUUAAGGAUAAAAUUAGGUUUACUGUAACAGAAUUAGUAAGUCCGGACAAUCAACCAAGUACGACAAGACCAACGGAAUGUCGGCCAACUGUGACAAGACUACGCGUCGGCACCGCGUGCUCUGGCCAGACAAUAUUCGAGGACAACUUCAACAGCCUGCGCGAGGACUUGUGGCAGAUCGAGCAAUACAUACCAGAUCAGCCUGAAUACCCGUUUGUAUCGUAUCAACGACCACCAAAUGCGGAGACAGUGACCAUAGAUAACGGAUAUUUACGCAUUGAGCCGAAGCUGCAGCAGGAACAAGAUGGCUUCAGUGAAGAAUCCUUAUACACUGGAUCACUCAACCUCUUCAGCGGGUGCACGAGGACAGCAGAAUCGUGCGGUGCGACCGCGAUGGGCGCUAGUAUACUGCCGCCGGUGGUGAGCGGUCGACUUACGAGCAAAUCCUUUGCAUUCACGUACGGCAUUGUUGAAGUCAGAGCGAAACUACCACAGGGAGAUUGGCUUUAUCCAGAAAUUCUACUAGAGUCUUUGCUUAAAAAGUACGGCACCCCCAAAUUCGCAUCAGGCGUAAUAAAAAUCGCAGGAGCACUCGGUAACCGAGAUCUCAGGCUUGGUCCCGAUGAAUAUGGAAAUAAGAUUCUGUAUGGAGGUCCAAUAAUGAACUUAGCGUGUAGAGAAGUUCUAACAGGCCGAAAGGAGCUGUUCAAUGGACCUCAGUGGGGGGACCAAUUUCAUGUUUACUCAGUACAGUGGACACCAGAUCAUAUGAUCUUCAGUGUGGACGGUGAAGAGUGGCUGCGUGUGGAGCCGACGGCGAGCGGUCUUAAAGGCCGCUUCAAUCGUUUCUGUGACAUUCCGCGCACAUUCCUCUCUUUUGGAACUAAGAUGGCGCCUUUUGAUGACCAUUUUCAAUUAACGCUGGGGGUGGCCGCUGGAGGGAUCACGGAGUUCAAAGAUGACGUCAUUACUGGCGACGGACACCCGAAACCCUGGAACAACAGGAACAGAAAAGCUAGCUAUAACUUCUGGAGAGACUUGCCCGCCUGGAAACCGACAUGGAGUCAGCCUGCUCUACAAGUGGAUUAUGUCAAAGUCAUAGCUUUAUAAUAAAACAAAAUAGGCACAAUAUUAGUAAUAAACUAAUUUAAAUAAAA
Messenger RNA from Papilio machaon (common yellow swallowtail), 1597 nucleotides. RefSeq names its product beta-1,3-glucan-binding protein (gene BGRP2). Lineage: Eukaryota; Metazoa; Arthropoda; Insecta; Lepidoptera; Papilionidae. The transcript has 9 exons. The record is from RefSeq and is a predicted model, not a curated record. Gene Ontology annotation, biological process: carbohydrate metabolic process. Gene Ontology annotation, molecular function: hydrolase activity, hydrolyzing O-glycosyl compounds; carbohydrate binding. Bases 102 to 1550 code for a protein of 482 amino acids.